Messenger RNA from Daphnia pulicaria, 657 nucleotides. RefSeq names its product vacuolar protein sorting-associated protein 27-like. NCBI's taxonomy places the organism in Eukaryota, Metazoa, Arthropoda, Branchiopoda, Diplostraca, Daphniidae. The transcript has 3 exons. The record is from RefSeq and is a predicted model, not a curated record. The coding region runs from base 1 to 657 and encodes 218 amino acids.
AUGGCGGGCGUUCCAAUUAAAUUCAAAUUUUCUCUAUUCACCUUGGCCGUCCUCUUUGGACUUUUGGCUCUAAGUUCUUCAAGCGAAUUCUACGAUGAAGAACGAGACGAUCGAUCCGCCGAGUUGGAGGAAGAUUCCCGACAGUACUACGUGUACGGGCAGAGACCGGUACAACAGGUCCACCAUAAUCACUACGGACAGUACCACUAUCCACAACCCGUAAGGCCGGUGGCUCCGCAAUUGCCCGUAUGCGGUAAUCACCCUCAAUGCAAAUCGUGUAAAGCUCCGACUGUUCCGAAUUACCAACCCAAGUCUCCAUCUGUCCGCUCUACCCGUCAAACAAGUUUCGUAGAAGAGGAGAGCCAGAUUGAAGAAUUCCGUUCCGAGGAAGAUUAUGAAACGCGUUAUUACCAGCAGCCGGUGAAGCAGCAUUACUACCAAACCACCAAGCAGUAUUAUUACCAAACCACCCAGCCACCUCGCCGUCAGUGUAACGCAGUUUGCAAACCACCAGUUCCGGUCACAACUCAAAAGCCCUACGUCCAACAAACACAGGCCUAUCCACAAUACCAGCAGCCGCAAUAUCCACAAUACCAGCAGCCGCAAUAUCCACAAUACCAACAGCCGCCAUAUCAAUACCGGCCAUAUGGUCGCUAA